AUGCUGCCCACACCGGACACCUCACAUGUGUCUUUCGACACAAUUUAUGAGCCAUCGGAAGACUCUUACCUCUUCCUAGACACACUGGCAUCAGAAUCAGAAUCAAAAUGGCUCUCUGAACGAUUCACAAAGAACCAACGCACAUCACCAUUAGUCGUCGAAGUAGGAACAGGCUCCGGCGUGGUUCUGGCCUUUACGGCUGCGCAAUCUCAACAGAUCUUCGGCCGUCGCGAUAUUCUUACGCUAGGCACAGAUGUGAACCGGAAUGCUUGCAUCGCUACGCGGCAAACCGCGACAACAGCCAUUCAAACAGAGCAGCAGCCAUCUCCUGUAUCAGCUCACAUUUCAUCAUUGACAGCCGACCUAUGUGCACCUCUCAGGCCUGGCAGCGUUGAUGUUCUCCUCUUCAACCCACCAUAUGUGCCAACCGAGGAUCUCCCGCGCCUGCCCUCCGCGGUGGAGAACGACCCCGCUGUCGUGGAAGCCAUGUCUCGGUCCGAUAAGUUUGAUAAUGAUUCUUACUUUUUGUCCUUGACAUACGCGGGUGGUGCGGAUGGUAUGGAGACUACAGAUCGGUUGCUUGAUGCCAUUCCUGGGGUUCUCUCUGAGCGUGGCGUGGCAUAUGUUCUGCUUUGCAAGCAGAAUAGACCUGAUGAGGUCAAGGAUCGUAUUCGUGGUUGGGGCGGAUGGCAGGUUGAAACCGUGGGAUCGAGUGGAAUGCAGGCCGGAUGGGAGAAGUUGAUAAUUGUGAGGAUAUGGAGAGACGAUCAAUCAUAG
Messenger RNA from Penicillium soppii, 777 nucleotides. Its product is annotated as S-adenosylmethionine-dependent methyltransferase. Gene Ontology annotation, biological process: methylation. Gene Ontology annotation, cellular component: eRF1 methyltransferase complex. Lineage: Eukaryota; Fungi; Ascomycota; Eurotiomycetes; Eurotiales; Aspergillaceae. The transcript has a single exon. The record is from RefSeq and is a predicted model, not a curated record. Bases 1 to 777 code for a protein of 258 amino acids. Gene Ontology annotation, molecular function: S-adenosylmethionine-dependent methyltransferase activity; protein methyltransferase activity; nucleic acid binding.